AUGCAGAGACUCUUUUUUAGAUCGACAUGCGCACGUGUCAGAUGUGCCGACCUGCGGCUCAAACCACCGGUAUCCAUCCCGCAAGUGACUUUCCAAACUGUCGCUUUUUCCAGCAGCGCAGCGGGUGCUGCCGUGAGGAGCGGAGCCGAAGGGACGAAUACAACAACAAAACGUCGCAGUGGUUUCGGCGGCGGUGCCGGUGGAGGCGGGCCCGUGAAGGAUCGCUAUCCGCCCCCAGCAACUGAUCUCGGUGAUCCGCGGCGACGCCUGGCCGUGCUUGUGGAUGCCUCAAGUGUUGACCCCCGCGUGUUUCGCAACACAAUUCUGCCAGCAGCGCUGAAGGUUGGCACGCCAGUACUCAUACGUAUAUUUUCGGUGCAGCUGAGCAGUGAAUGGGAACCUCUCGUGGCCGGUAGCGGAGGGACAAGGGAAUCAGCAACCUCAACGGAACCGGAGUGGAAGACGUCUGGCACCGCUAAUGAUGGGAGGGAGGAAGUUAGUGGGGCCGCGGGGUCUCGCGACAGCGGCGCGUGGUGUCCGCCGGUGGAGUUUUUCAGGGUGGAGCGCUUCAUUCCUGUGCCAAUGCAAAUGGAGGCCGAUGCAAAUCAUAUAUUUGACUUCCGUAAACAAAACCAGAUUGAGGCGGUGGCGUUUGUGUGCGGCGAGGUAGAUCGCGGCGUGUUCGAAGGAUUCCUUCCUAAUAUAGCAGGUAAUGGGUUCAAUCAAUAUGUGUUAGAUGAGCUUGGUAUGGCGAAGGAGGUGCUUGAAGAUGGAAGAUCCGAAGACGGGACGCCCACAGUGCAGAAAUAA
Molecule: messenger RNA, 810 nt
Organism: Trypanosoma brucei brucei TREU927
Lineage: Eukaryota; Euglenozoa; Kinetoplastea; Trypanosomatida; Trypanosomatidae
Exons: 1
Coding region: 1-810 (269 amino acids)
Source: RefSeq, a predicted model, not a curated record